AUGACAUCUAACACUGACCAAAGUCCGGCUGCCCCAAUAGAAAAAAUGCCACAAGAUCCGGUGAAGAAAGAUAUGAUGAGUACGCUCCUUAAUCUGAUACAACAACAUCGUCACAAUGCCUACUUUUCUCCAUUCUUCUUGAAAAAAAAAACUCAUAAAAAAGGUACAUGGGCAAUCGGGGAAAAACGUUGGAAGGGCUUAAGGAAACUAAUAUAGGAAGGCGUGUGAAUUGAUUGCAUAAGAAUCCAUCAAACGAAGUAAGAACACCGGUGAAGCACGUUAUGAGAAAAUGGAAAGAAUUGGUGGAUGAGUGGGUUGGCUCAUCCCACACCAAUCUUUAGUGGUGUUUGGAAUAUUUUUGGAGGUCAUUUGGAUUUCGAUGAUCGUGCAGUAGUUGGUGAUAAUCCUCAUUUGAAGGAGUUUGUAAGGAAAGAUUUUAAAGAAUGGUUAUGUUGGCUAUGGUUAAAAAACAGUUGAUUUAAACCGGAUAAAGAGUGAGCCCCCUUCAAAUUGUUUUGAGCAUGCUACAUACAAUGGUUUUAUCACAACUUCAAAUUAAUGCUCUCGAUGAAGGAGUGCAUGCUUUUAUUGCUCAUAUCAAGGACUCGGAUGGAAAUACAUGUACAAAUGUCAUAUUGCAGAUUCAGAUUAUGAUGUUUAAUUUACUAUUUUCAGUGAUAAUGCUACAAUAUGUAAAUUUAUGAAAGUACAUUCCUUUUUCUUGAUUUAGCAAAAAACCUUUUGCUUUGAUAUACUGACCA
Molecule: messenger RNA, 761 nt
Organism: Lactuca virosa
Lineage: Eukaryota; Viridiplantae; Streptophyta; Magnoliopsida; Asterales; Asteraceae
Source: the annotation of a GenBank genome assembly